Molecule: messenger RNA, 10749 nt
Organism: Didymodactylos carnosus
Lineage: Eukaryota; Metazoa; Rotifera; Eurotatoria; Philodinida; Philodinidae
Source: the annotation of a GenBank genome assembly
AUGUCUGAUCAUAAUCUAUUUGAUGACACAGUAAUUAACAAUAAUUUAGUUUCAUUUGAUUCGCAGCCACAGUCUAAUCAUUCACCAGCUACAACACCGAGUAAACAACAAUUACCACUACAACCUCAAACAAAUGGAAAUGGCAUCACACCAAAUGAUGCCUAUCAUAAUCGUUCAUUACAUGAUACUGAUCCAUUUGGUAGUGAUGAGGAUAAUUACUUUUCCACACAAAUGAAACAACAACAAAACGGUACCAGUGAACAUAAUACAAAUUUAUUAGACUCAAAUCAAUUCAAUAAUCAUAAUAAUAAUCAUCAUCAUCAUGAGGAGAAUGAUUUAUUAUCACCCACAAAAAAUAAUGGUGACCAUCAUCAUGAGGACAAUGAUUUAUUAUCACCCACAAAAAGUAAUGGUGAACAAUAUCUAUAUCAGCAAUACGAUAACGACGAGGAUUUAUUCACAACAGACGACGAAAAAUACGAUCCGUUAUCACAAUUAAAUGAAAAAAACGAAAAUGAGCAUGAUGAACAUGCAAAUAUUACAAGUUUUACAAGUCCGAUAUUUGAUUUACAACAAAAUGAANCUCCUAAGAAUUCAUCGCCUACUGUUGAAACUGCAAACAAUACAACGCUACUUGAUUUGACUACACCGCCUUCAAAUGACAUAGUUUCUGCAUCACCUCAACCUGUUUCAGACGACGAAAAAUACGAUCCGUUAUCACAAUUAAAUGAAAAAAACGAAAAUGAGCAUGAUGAACAUGCAAAUAUUACAAGUUUUACAAGUCCGAUAUUUGAUUUACAACAAAAUGAAGAAGUUGAUGAUAACGAUAAGACCACUGUGAAUAAUGAUGAAGAAAAUAAUGUGGAGGAAAAAGGUGAUCACCAAUGCUACGAUGACUUGUCAAAUGAAUUGAAUGAAACUCCUCACGAAUUAGCGACAAGAAUAGAUUCGAUCAACACACCGUCACCUGAGACACAACCCCCAAAUCCUUUAGAAUUUGAUAAUCAAGAAGAACAUCAUCAAUCGCCGCACCAAGAUCAAAUUGAAUCCCCGCACCAAGAUCGUAUUGAACCACCGCAACAAGAUCGAAUUCAAUCACCGCACCAAGAUCAAAUUAAAUCCCCACACCGAGAUCAAAUUGAAUCACCGCAACAAGAUCGAAUUCAAUCAACAAACACCGAUGAAGAUAAUGAAAAUUAUAAACAGGAUGAAAAAGAACCAUUAUUAAGUCCUAAAACACAAGAAGAGUCAUCACCAACACUCACCGAAGUGAUACAGCCACAAUCGCCAACAUCUGAAUCUUCGCAAUCACAACAAACAGCUUCAACAACUAAAAAGCCCGUUUCGGCUGGUGCGCUGAGACAAACAAGUGCCAGUAAAACGACAACAGCAUCAAAGCCAUCGUCGGUUAAGAGUACAGAUACAAAAGCAUCAUCGACAAGAAAUAAUGAGGCGAAAACUGAUACAAAAGUAACGACAAAAAAACCAACAAUACCUUCACCAACAACUGUGACAAAAACAAAAACGCCAUCAACGAGUGAUUCGACUAAUGUGAGUGCAACACAACCAAAACCAACGCGUGAACCAGUAACGACAAAAUCAAUGGCACCAAAACAAUCUGAUACUCGUCCUACAACUAUUCCGUUAACUACUCGCGUCCCGUCAGUAAAAACUUCCCCUAAACCACCAACUCCAAAAGACGGUUCAAAUUCAGCAUUAGUCAGUGCUUCAGCAGAUCAUGAAAUUUUAUCCACAGCACCCACUGCUUGUCGCACCAAUACAACAACGAUCUCAAAACCUCGUCCUCCACCUGCACAACAUUCUACAAAACCGCCAACAAAAGCGGUCCCCAGUCAUACUUCAUCAACAUCAACUCAAUCAACAGCUGCUUCGCGUGCCUCGAACACAGGACCAAAAACCCCAUCAUCAUUGUUGACGACAGGACGGACAAAUAACACUCGAGCAGCAUCACAAAAUCGAAUCCAUCAAAGACCGGCUACAGCUUCCGGCACAACAGCAACUACAUCUUCAUCAACAAAACGAUCGAUAAGUGCUAAUAGGCCAACAACAGCAGAUGCAGCGACGAAGCAUGCACCAACUAACUACGAUACAACAACGCUACUUGCUAAUGCAUCUACUAAUCAUCCAUCUUCUAAUGGUGGUCAUAUUCAUCACAUUAUUUCAACUGAACCAUUGCCAUUGAGAGAUCAAUCUAAAGCAACACAUGCUUUGCAUUACACACAGCGUGUACCUGGAAUUCAAGGGACAAUCGAUCACAGUACCGUAGUUCAUCGGAAAAUUCAUGCUCGCACUUUACCGCCAGCAUUUUCAAAUAUUUUUCAGUCACAUGAUACUGAUUCCCAUGAUGAUAUGGAAGAUGGUGAGACUUACGAACAGAAUGUGGUGGUUUUACAUGAGGAUCAUGGUGCUGCCUCGUCAUGCUCAUCUGUCGAAGAUAAUUCUAAAAAUUUUGUUGUUCUUGAGCAAUCAUACUCUGCAUCCUCAUCGUCAACCGGUUCCUCUCUUGAUCACAUGACCAGUUUAGUUCACCAACAACAGUCAAAAAAACGAAUUUUACAUCCAACUCCGUCUGAUAGUGGUCAUGUGACUAUUAAACAACAAAGAAAAGAGAAAAUUAUACCUGUCAUUCAUCAACAAGCGACAAUAGUACAACAACCAAUAAUACCAGUCGUAACACCAUCUUAUCCAACAGUAACAGUUAGACAGCAACAGCCAGUAGCGAUUGUCACUCCCAUUCCUGCUUUCGUUCGUCCACAGAUUAUUUCUCUACCUCCCCCGAGACCUCUGGUACCUUCAUUAAAGAAAUUAGCAUUAGAUACUGGUGGUGUGUUUUACAUCGAAAAUGCUGAUGGCACAAUAAGACCAGCUACAGAGCAAGAAAUUGACUAUUAUGACAAUUUCAAACAAAUUUGGGCUCAACCGUUUCGACUGCCUCCACCAGUAGUACCUGUUCAUCCUGCACCACCUCCAGUUAUUUUUACUCAACAGCAACAACGCUUUAUACCACCAGUAGCUGUUAUUCAACAGCCGGUACCUGUUGAAAUUCGUCAGUUACCUACAUCUCGUAUAGAAGUAAUAGAAACGAUCCAACCGACAACUAGGCCGGUAGAAACUGUAAUAAUGACUCAAAAACCCGUGCAACGAACAGAGAUAUCAACCCCAUCAACUCAAAUUAUUCAAGAAGAGACUCGUGAUCAUGAUGCGUACUACUCAAAACCGGCAACUACUCGACCCACAUCGGUUGUGCAAACGAUUCAAGAACAUCAUCAACAACAAAAAACGAAUAUUCCUAGACGAAGAGAAAUGACGGAAGUACGUGGAAAAGUAGAUUCGUGGAACAGAGGUUAUGUGCCCGGUGGUGGAGAUUUAAGGAUAUUUGACUCUACAGCUAAUUAUAAUGUAAUUGAUACAAAACACGACACAAGACGUCGUCGACCAAAAUCAGAUGUCCGAACUUAUCCAAAACGUCCAAUUGUGGGUGGUAGAUCCCGAGUAAAUCCAUGGAAUAGAAAUUAUAAACCUGGCGGAGGAGAUGUUAAAAUAUUCUCAAAAAAUACCGAUUAUAACGCAAAAUCGAAUUUGGAUAAUUGGAAACCAGAUCGUUCUAAAAGUAACGUAAAAAUAUUUUCUGAGCGUACUAAUUUUGAUAAAUUGCGUCCUCGCGUUGACAACUGGAAUAAUUAUCGUCGUCAAGGUGGAAAUGUCAAAAUAUUUUCACGUUCUGUCGAUCAUAACAAACCAAAAUCAAGGGUAAACACAUGGAAUACAGAUUAUGAACCAGGUGGAGGAAAUAUUAAAAUAUUCUCAAAAGCUGAAAACUACAAUGUUGGUGGGCGAUUGGACAACUGGAAUAAACAGUAUAAACCUAAAAAAAGCAACAUUAAGAUUGUUACUACACGUCGAACAAGUGUAGAUGCUCGUCCAACUGUCGAUACUUGGAAUAAAACAUAUGAAAAACAUGGUGGAAACAUUAAGAUAUUUAGAGAGAUUGUAAAUAUCGAUCCCCCAGAACCUAAGGUCGACACAUGGAAUCGAACAUAUACAAAACAAGGUGGAGAAAUUAAGAUUGUAUCGCAUAAAACUGAAAUACCCGAUGUUAAACCAACAAUAGAUACGUGGAACAAGGAUUAUAAACCUGAACAAAAAACAAUUGAAAUCUUUUCUCAACCUGUUGCAAUAGAAACUACGAGUCGAACUGUCACACGUAAUAUUGAGUACACGAAACCUGUGUCAACAGUAAAGAUUGAAUCACAACCGAUCAAAAUUGAAGCCAAAAGUCGAAUUGUUACAAGAAAUAUUGAAUACAAAAAACCCUCACCACCACCACCAAAAGAGCUUCGUCCACCACCUGUUAUCAUAAAAGAAUAUGAAGAAUCAUUGAGAACAGCUAGUGUGGCUUCAUCGUCAUCAACUGAAAUUAGUCAGCCUCCCUCUUCUCAUUCAACAAUUACCUAUUAUUUAGCUCGCCAACACGAUUUAUCCGAUGUUUACUAUGACCGGGCAAAUACACAUUAUAUCGAACAAUACAAUACAGAUCAAGUAUUACCCGAUAUCUAUGAAUUCAAUUAUGAUAAAGGUUAUGCAGCGUAUAUGCCUCCGAAUCAGUUUCAUGAAUAUAAUAGACCUGAAUUAGCAUUAAAUUAUGAACCCACUCAAAUUUCAUUCCAUCAAGUAUUACCCGAUAUCUAUGAAUUCAAUGAUGAUAAAAGUUAUGCAGUGUAUAUGCCUCCGAAUCAGUUUCAUGAAUACAAUAGACCUGAAUUAGCAUUAAAUUAUGAACCUACUGAAAUUUCAUUCCAUCAAGCAUCUGAUCACGCCAUAGGAUAUACACUAUUUAAUCGUGCUUUACAUGCCGUCUGUGAAUUUGUGGAUAAUACUACUCGUUAUUCUUUAACAUCACCAUUUAUUGAUCGACAGCGUCCACGUUCAGUCACUUUGCCUAUUCAUCGUACAUCUCGUAAAGUACCCAUUCGUGAACGUGCUUUAUCAGUUGAACAACCAGAAAUUCUAUGGCGUCGUCCACCCUCGUAUCGUCCAAAUCGACGCGAAAUAUUACGAAGAGUAUCACUAAAAAUGAUACGCAAAGAAAUUGCCUGGCAAAAAAUUCGCAAAGCUGUAGCUAAAAUUGAUUCUUGGAAUCGUGGUUAUAAACGACCUCCGUUAAUUAAACCGUAUAUAAAACCACCACGAAUAUUUUAUGCACCUAAACCUCGUGAUACAUGGAACGAAGAUCAACGAACACCUUCUACAACGCCAAGAACCUUUAAUCAACCUUUAAAAAUCGAGGGUAAAGCCAGAAUUGAUUCAUGGUUAAAACGACCAUAUCGCGCUAGAACAACAAGCGCAAGGAUUAUUCAUCAACCUAUGCAGAUUGAAGGAAAGUCUAAAAUUGAUUCGUGGCUAAAACGUCCGAUUCGAAAAGCUUUUAGUGCUAUAGAGAUUUAUCAUAAACCAUUGCAUAUUGAAGCCAGAAGUCGCAUCGAUACAUGGAGACAUCAUCCAUUGCAGCGAUCGCAAUUACACAAGAUUGUACAUAAACCAUUACACAUUGAUGCAAGAAGUCGUGUGGACACAUGGAGACCACAUUCUUUAGAACAAAGAUCCCAGAUACAAAAAAUAUUUCACCAACCAAUUCAGAUCGAAGGAAGAAGCCGAAUAGAUACUUGGUUGCGUCGUCCAUUAAGAAAAGCACAUAGUGCAUUCGAGAUCCAACAUAAGCCCCUACAUAUUGAAGCACGAAGUCGUAUUGAUACAUGGAGAAAACAUCCAUUGCAAGAGCGAUCACAAUUACAGAAGAUCCAACAUAAGCCCCUACAUAUUGAAGCACGAAGUCGUAUUGAUACAUGGAGAAAACAUCCAUUGCAAGAGCGAUCACAAUUACAGAAGAUAUUUCAUCGACCAAUUCAAAUUGAAGGAAGAAGCCGAGUAGAUACUUGGCUGCGUCGACCAUUAAGAACAGCUCGUAGUGCCAUUGAAAUUGUACAUAAACCAUUACACAUUGAUGCGAGAAGUCGUGUGGAUACAUGGAGACCACAUUCUCUAGAACAAAGAUCCCAGAUACAAAAAAUUGUACAUAAACCAUUACACAUUGAUGCAAGAAGUCGUGUGGACACAUGGAGACCACAUUCUUUAGAACAAAGAUCCCAGAUACAAAAAAUAUUUCACCAACCAAUUCAGAUCGAAGGAAGAAGCCGAAUAGAUACUUGGUUGCGUCGUCCAUUAAGAAAAGCACAUAGUGCGUUCGAGAUCCAACAUAAGCCCCUACAUAUUGAAGCACGAAGUCGUAUUGAUACAUGGAGAAAACAUCCAUUGCAAGAGCGAUCACAAUUACAGAAGAUAUUUCAUCGACCAAUUCAAAUUGAAGGAAGAAGCCGAAUAGAUACUUGGCUGCGUCGUCCAUUAAGGACAGCACAUAGUGCAUUCGAGAUUCAACAUAAGCCCUUACAUAUUGAAGCACGAAGUCGUAUUGAUACGUGGAGAAAACAUCCAUUACAAGGGCGAUCACAAGUACAGACGAUCCUACACAAACCAUUGCACGUGGAUGCUCGACCACAAGUUGAUUCAUGGUCAUUAUCUUCAAGAAAACGUUCUUAUAGUGUUCCUGUCGUCAAACACCGGCCAUUACAUAUCAUUUUAAGAUCUCGUGUUGACACUUGGAGACCAACACCUUAUCGAUUGUCUGCAAACGCACUUAAAGUUAUCCACAAACCAUUACAUGUUCAUGGACGCGCUAAAGUUGAUUCAUGGAACGUACGAUCAACACAGGCCUCAAGUGUUCAAAUGUUCAACCGUAGACCAAUUCAUGUUAUGGCUCAAUCGAGGAUUGAUUCUUGGCUUGAUACCGUCCAUAAACAUGAGCCAUCCAAAAUAAAGAUCCUACACAAACCAUUGCACGUGGAUGCUCGACCACAAGUUGAUUCAUGGUCAUUAUCUUCAAGAAAACGUUCUUAUAGUGUUCCUGUCGUCAAACACCGGCCAUUGCAUAUCAUUUCAAGAUCUCGUGUUGACACUUGGAGACCAACACCUUAUCGAUCGUCUACAAACGCACUUAAAGUUAUCCACAAACCAUUACAUGUUCAUGGACGCUCUAAGGUUGAUUCAUGGAACGUACGAUCCACACGGGCCUCAAGUGUUCAAAUUUUCAACCGUAGACCAAUUCAUGUUAUGGCUCAAUCGAGGAUUGAUUCUUGGCUUGAUACCGUCCAUAAACAUGAGCCAUCCAAAAUAAAGAUUUUCCAUAAGCCAUUACAUGUUGAUGCUCGUCCUCAAAUCGAUUCUUGGUUAUCAUCUUCGGAGAAACGUUCAACAAGUGUUCCCAUAAUUAUUCAUCGUCCAUUUCAUAUUCAAUCACGAUCUCGUAUUGAUACCUGGCAAAAAUUACCAUAUCGAAGAGAUUUGACUAAUUUAAAAGUUAUUCACAAACCGAUGCAUGUGCAUGCUCAUUCAAAAAUUGACGCGUGGGGAAUAAAAACAAUAAAACGAAUGGGAAAUACUCCAAUGAUAGAAAAUCAUCCUGUUCAUGUUACUGGACAAUCAAGAAUCGAUUCUUGGCUUGUGACAUCAACAUCAAAACAGCGACGAUAUAAGAAAAGAAUUCAACAUCAACCGCUCUACGUGUCUGCUCGUGCACAAAUUGAUUCAUGGAAUGUAUCCCAAGUGAAACGACGGUCAAGUGCACCACAGGUUCAUCGUCCAUUACAUUUUGAUGCUCGUGCUCGAAUAGAUACAUGGCGAUCAGCAUCAUCUAACCCGGUUCUAUCAGAUUUCAAAUUUUACAAUAAACCUAUCCAUGUUGAUGCACGUUCAAGAAUUGAUUCAUGGUUAUCAACAUCUCAUAGACGAGCAUUAUCUAAAAUAAAUAGUAUCAAAAAUGAACGAUUACAUUUAUUAUCAAAACAUCGUGUGGAUUGUUGGCGAGAAGAAGAUGAAAAAAAGAAGAGAAUAUCUCACUCAUUAUCUGUUGUAAAAACUGAUCCCUUUAAUUUUGAUAACAUUAAACCAACCAUUAAUACAUGGAAUAAUUAUAGAAAGUCAAAAAGUGCAAUUGAUAUUGCACACAAACCAAUUCAUGUUGAAGCAAGAUCUAAACUAGACACAUGGUUAUUUUAUGAUAAUGAUGAUCAAAAUCGAACAUACAAGAAAAUUAUUAAUGAAAAGGUUGUAAUUGAUUCAAAAUCUCGAAUUGAUACUUGGAAUACUGUGAAUCGAAAAAGAACAAAAACAGCUAUUGAUCAAUAUAAAUCAUCAUCUAGAAUUUUUCGUUACUCUCCGCGAUCUCGUAUUGAUUGUUGGAAACAAGUAUCAAGUUCAUCAAGACAAAAAUCAUCCCACUAUGGAUUAGAGUUCCACCAUCGUCCAAUAAAUAUUGUUGCAAAAUCUACAUUAAAUACAUGGAAUGACAUAACACGUUCUUCUCAACAUCAUCAUCAAUCGUUUGAGUCAAAACACGCUCCACAUCAUUAUCUAAUGAAAUCAAAAGUCGACUGUUGGCAAAUAGAUAGAGAAAAAAGAUCUCGAUCACUUUCAGCUACCGUUAUUAAUAAUAGAAGACUUAAUUUUGAAAAUGUUAAACCAACAAUCAAUACAUGGAAUAAUUAUAGAAAAAGUAUGAGUGCAAUAGAUAUUAAUUUUAAACCAAUUCAUGUUGAAGCUCGAUCAAAAAUUGAUACAUGGAAAAUGAAUGUUAACAGAGAUGAAAGACGAUCAAAAGUGGUUAAAUCAAAGCCUUAUAAUAUUGAUGCUAAGUCUACCUUGAACACAUGGAAUACAACUAAUUUAUUUCGUCGUUAUCGUUCAGUUUCGAUGUCGUUACAAAAAAAAUCGAUUUAUACGAAUGGAAAAGCAAAAGUUGAAACAUGGUCAAAUCAUCAGCAAAAACGACGAAAAUCAGCAAGUACAAUUGAAUUAAAUAAAAAUAGGCCACUCUAUAUAGAUGCAAAGGCAACCAUCAAUACUUGGAGAGAAAACCACUUUGAAAAAUCAUCCAUUCGAAAGAUACCAUCAUUUGUUCAUAAGCCAAUAAAUAUUAAUGCCAAAUCAACGAUAGACACAUGGAAUACGGUUAAUUUAUCACAUCAACAGGAUUCAACGUUAUUACGAAAAGAUUCAAUUCAUCAUAUUGAUGGAAAAGCAAAAGUUGAAACAUGGUUAACUCAACAACAACAAAAACAACGAAAAUUAACAAAUAUAACAAACAAACCCAUAUAUGUGAAUGCUAAAGCUACUAUCGAUACUUGGAGAACAGAUAAAUCAUCUGAUAGAAAACAAUUGGCAUCGAUUAAUCAUCCCAUAAAUAUCGAUGGUAAAUCCACAUUGGAUACAUGGAAUAAUUUGCCAUUACAACGUCAUCAAACACCAUCGAUUAAUCAUCCCAUAAAUAUUGAUGGUAAAUCCACAUUGGAUACAUGGAAUAAUUUGCCAUUACAACGUCAUCAAACACCAUCGAUUAAUCAUCCCAUAAAUAUUGAUGGUAAAUCCACAUUGGAUACAUGGAAUAAUUUGCCAUUACAACGUCAUCAAACACCAUCGAUUAAUCAUCCCAUAAAUAUCGAUGGUAAAUCCACAUUGGAUACAUGGAAUAAUUUGCCAUUACAACGUCAUCAAACACCAUCGAUUAAUCAUCCCAUAAAUAUCGAUGGUAAAUCCACAUUGGAUACAUGGAAUAAUUUGCCACUACAACAUCAUCAAACGUCUUCCUCUGAUAAAGUUAUUCACAAACCAAUUCACAUUGUUGGACAUUCUCAAAUCGAUUCUUGGUCAAACAUCAAAACAUCUAAACGUCAUCAUUCAGCAAGUGAUUCUGAAAUAAAACACAAACCUGUUUAUAUUCAACCACGGUCAACAAUUGAUAAUUGGAUGAAUGAGAUCGACGUAGCACAACGGAGAACUCGUUCUUUGUCAUCAACAACUCUUGAACACAAAACAUUCUCUACUUCGAUGAAUAAACCAAUUUAUGUCGAGGGAAAACCGAUUGUUGAUACAUGGCUUAAUGGACGUUAUCGUCGAUCUCGAAUUAGAUCAAAGUACAUUCUGAGUCCCGAACGAUCUAUGAUAAAGGAAGAAUCAACUCAAUUAAAUCUCUAUGAAAAACAACCUAAUCAAGAACAACAAAUAGAAUCAAAGCCAAUUCAUUUUGAUCCUGCUACUCACAUUGACUGUUGGAAUUGGUCUUAUUUAAGUUAUCCUAAAACAUCAUCUCGUCAAACAUUAUCAGCAUUAGAACGAAAACGACUUAGUCCAUUACGAAAAGCAGCUGAUUAUAAAAUUGAUGAUGUAUCUCAAUAUAAUUUAACAAAAUACAGAAUUUUACCAUCGAUUCAAUCACCACGUUUUGUUGACAAUGAUGAUAUUAAUGCAUUAGUGAUAACAAACAGAAAACCUGAAUGGAAUGCAACGCCAAAAGUUGGCUCGUUGAAUAAUGCCACACAUAAACCAGGUGGUGGGAGUGUAAAGAUUGCUAAUCAAAAAUUACAAUGGACAGCUAAAUCAAAAGUCGGUUCGCUUGAAAAUGCUCAUCAUAAAGCUGGUGGUGGAACAGUUAAAAUUGAAAGUAAAAAAUUAGAUUUCAAAGAUAAAGCAAAACCAAAAACGGAUAGUGGUUUAGCAACUGUCAAUAGUGAACAAGGUGGAGCCAGUAAUAGUGGUGAAGCAAGUGCAACAGCAACAGGUGAUCCACAAAAAGAUGAUGAUACACACGAUGAAGUAUUUGAACCCCAACAGAAAAAAUGA